Molecule: messenger RNA, 504 nt
Organism: Candida tropicalis MYA-3404
Lineage: Eukaryota; Fungi; Ascomycota; Pichiomycetes; Serinales; Debaryomycetaceae
Exons: 1
Coding region: 1-504 (167 amino acids)
Source: RefSeq, a predicted model, not a curated record
AUGCAGUUUUUAUCUUCCAAAUCCUUAUUAUAUAUUAGAAUAAUAUGUUUGUUGAUUGUGUCGUUUUAUUUAAUUAAAGAUCCAGAUGCAUUAUCCAUGGUAGGGUUUGUAGUAUUGUUGGGCCAAGCAAUGCAAGUACCACUCAUCAGAUUAAGUCCGGAAAACCCAAUAUUGGGAUUGACCGCUGUUAUUGUUGUAUCAUCAGCAUUUUCUGAUUUGAUCCCAUUGUUGUCAGAAAAUUGGUCAUAUUUUGAAAACUUGAUUCCUAUUAGAUUAUCAGGUUAUUUCAUUUUGGCUAGUUAUAUCUAUUUUGUUCCAACUAGUAUUGUCAGCAACAGUUUGGUUGUCACCUUUGUCAUGUUUGAAAUUUGGGGGAACUUUUUGAUUUACAAUAACUUGAGAGAUGAAAAAUAUUAUCGUAUGAAGAAAUUUGUCGAAGAAAAUAAAGAGGAAAUCAUUGCUGCUCGUGAUGAACAGGUUAGAGUUGUAGAAUUAGAAGAAUAA